Molecule: messenger RNA, 1819 nt
Organism: Nymphaea colorata (pocket water lily)
Lineage: Eukaryota; Viridiplantae; Streptophyta; Magnoliopsida; Nymphaeales; Nymphaeaceae
Product: equilibrative nucleotide transporter 8-like
Exons: 2
Coding region: 39-1301 (420 amino acids)
Biological process (GO): nucleoside transmembrane transport
Cellular component (GO): plasma membrane
Molecular function (GO): nucleoside transmembrane transporter activity
Source: RefSeq, a predicted model, not a curated record
CAAGCAUGAACCAGACUUGAGAACAAAGAUAGGGAAAAAUGGGAGGAGGGAUGCAACCUUGCAAUCAAAUCUCUCACAAAGAUCAGUACAAUCUUGCCUACAUCAUCCACUUCAUUCUAGGGGUAGGAUCCCUGCUGCCGUGGAACACUGUGAUAACAGCAGUGGACUAUUUCGGCUACCUUUAUCCGCACAAGCAUGUAGACAAGGUUUUCUCGGUAGUUUACAUGGGUUCUUCGCUGCCAGUUUUGGUUGGCCUGGUCCUCUGGACUAAAAGACCCACGGUAAGACAAAGGAUGAAUUUGGGUUUGGGCUUGUUUCUUUCAUCUUUGCUAACAGUGCCAUUGCUGGACUUCGUCCAUGCUGGAGGCAACCAGAAGUCAGACAGACAAUACUUCAUGACAGUUCUGGCAGUGACGGUAUGUGGCUUGGCAGAUGGCCUUGCUGGAGGAAGCCUUGUAGGGUCUGUAGGAGAGCUGCCAGAGCGAUACAUGCAAGCAGUAUUUGCAGGAACAGCUUGUUCAGGUGUUCUGGUAUCAGUACUGCGGAUAAUAACUAAAGCAUCUCUUCCACAAACACCUCAAGGUCUACAGAGAAGUGCACAGCUUUACUUCAUCGUUAGUGUGCUUUUCAUGGCCACAUGCAUACUCUGUCUCAAUAUUUUACACAGGCUGUCGAUCAUGAAAUACUACACAGACAAGAAACUUUCAGCACUUCCAUACCACAACUCAUAUAUCGGAGAUCUGAAACAGAUAAAUCUGACAGGAACUCCAAUGAGCACUGCUUUUUCCACAGAGCAAACAAAUCUAAAAACAGAAUUCUGGAAUACAUGGAAAAAGAUCAAGUGGAACGCAGUUGGCAUUCUUAUGAUUUAUGUUGUGACCCUCUCCAUAUUUCCUGGGUACAUUACUGAUGGUUUACAGUCAAAGAUUCUCAGGAACUGGUAUCCUAUCCUCCUCAUAACCACAUAUAAUGUGUUUGAUCUAGUGGGAAAAUGUUUGACUGCUAUGUAUGUCCCAAAGGCCACCGUAAAAGUCGUAUGGGCUUGCUCGGGAAGGCUUUUGUUCUAUCCACUCUUUGCAGCUUGUAUGCAUGGGCCCAGAUUCUUCCGCACUGAGAUACCAGUGGUACUAUUAACAAGCGCCCUGGGUCUAACUAAUGGAUAUCUGACAAGUUCACUAAUGAUCCUUGCUCCCAAAUGUGUACCCACAAAAGAAGCAGAAACUGUAGGAAUCAUAAUGGUAUUAUUUCUAGGAAUUGGACUGGCUGCAGGAUCUCUAGCAGGUUGGCUUUGGGUAAUAUAAUUAUGCGCUCUCCCACUGAAAAAAUGGGAUUGAGACCAAUCAUGGUAUUUAGUUCCUGCACAUACCAUGCUACCAUCUGUUGCUCUCUUUAUUACAUGACUCACUUCUCAGCCAAAAGUAGCCUAAAGUCAAGUCUAUACUUCUUGCAUGUUAUCCACAGCCAUGUUUAUCUGCCCGGUGGCCAACUACGAGAAAAAUCAUUUAUGGUACACGAGUAUUCCUUCAGCCAUUUAUGAUCUGAUGAACUCUCCCGCUGUUGAAAGCCAUGACACUUCAAAGGCAGGAAGCAGCUAAAACUUCACAUCCUACUAGUGAUGCAUUUCCUCUGCCGUGGGACUCAGAAAGCCCGACUGAAUCAACAACGACUGGUGUAUGUUGAACAAUUUCAACCAAGCGUGAAUGGAAAAACAGAGCUAAAUUUGUAUAAAAAUGUUAAUGGAGUACUUUUAAAUGCAUGAAAGACAUGGUUUAAUACUUCCUGCAAGAUGGCGAUGUUUUCAAGAUGCAUAUGAUUAAUA